Clupea harengus (Atlantic herring) is the source of this 832-nucleotide messenger RNA. RefSeq names its product inosine triphosphatase (nucleoside triphosphate pyrophosphatase) (gene itpa). Lineage: Eukaryota; Metazoa; Chordata; Actinopteri; Clupeiformes; Clupeidae. Gene Ontology annotation, cellular component: cytoplasm. The record is from RefSeq and is a predicted model, not a curated record. Gene Ontology annotation, molecular function: nucleoside triphosphate diphosphatase activity. Gene Ontology annotation, biological process: nucleoside triphosphate catabolic process.
AAGUUGAGCCAAUUAAUGUGACUAUGGUUGCUCACGAAACGUUGCAGUAAGCAUGGCAGUACCGGGUGUAAGAUCAGUGGUGUUUGUAACUGGAAAUGCCAAAAAAUUAGAGGAGGUUGUCCAAAUUCUUGGAGACAAGUUUCCUUAUAAACUAAUCUCGAAAAAGAUUGACUUGCCAGAAUAUCAAGGUGAACCGGAUGACAUCUCUAUUCAAAAAUGUAAAGAGGCAUCUAAACAAGUUGAUGGGCCCGUCAUUGUAGAAGAUACCUGUCUAUGUUUUAGAGCCCUUGGUGGUCUGCCUGGGCCGUAUAUAAAAUGGUUUCUGGAUAAGCUGAAGCCCGAAGGACUGCACAAACUCUUGGCAGGCUUUGAGGAUAAAUCUGCCUGGGCUCUUUGCACCUUUGCUUUUUGUGCAGGAAAAGGCGAGCCUGUACAGUUAUUUCGGGGGAAAACGGAGGGGCGCAUUGUUGAGCCCAAAGGCCCCAGAGAUUUUGGAUGGGACCCAUGUUUCCAACCAGAUGGCUAUGACAAAACCUACGCUGAGCUUCCCAAGGAGGUGAAGAAUACCAUCUCUCAUCGGUACCGUGCCCUGGCUGCCAUGUCAGAGCACUUCUCUCAAUUGAAUGACACACCUAAGACCUAGAAGACGAAGCAUGGGGAAUAUUCACUGGUCAUUUACAAGUUAUCAUAAUUGUCAUAAGUCAGUUGAAUACAUUUAAGAUUGGUGUUUAACCAGAACUGAUGAUGUUGAAAGCCACAUGCUGUAACGGACAGUCCGUCCUUUUUUUAACUCAGCCAGUUUGUAAUAAAUAUGUUUUGUUCACCCACUGAA